AUGGCUUGUUUCCGGUUUAAGCUCUGGUGGAUGGCCCAGCGAAUGGGAGAAACCGGCCGGGACAUUCCUUUAGAGACUCAAUUCCUAUUGGUCGAAUCCAACACCGGGUCCCACCUAGGGCCUGACGGCGCAGACGGCGUCGAGAGCAACCGGAAACUCUACACCGUUUUCCUGCCGUUAAUCGAGGGAUCGUUCCGUUCGUGUCUCCAAGGAAACGUCAACGAUGACGUGGAGCUCUGUCUGGAGAGCGGCGACGCCGAAACUAAACGGUCGUCGUUUACUCACUCUCUCUACAUUCACGCCGGCACAGAUCCGUUCCAGACGAUAACGGACGCUGUUCACACCGUCAAGCUGCAUCUGAAGAGUUUCCGUCAACGCCACGAGAAGAAGCUUCCGGGAAUCGUUGACUAUUUCGGGUGGUGCACUUGGGACGCGUUUUACCAGGAGGUUACACAGGAAGGCGUCGAAGCCGGGCUUCAAUCUCUCACCGCCGGCGAUACUCCGCCGAAAUUCGUCAUCAUCGACGACGGUUGGCAAUCCGUCGAGACCGACGUAAACCCGAUUAAAAACGAAAACGAGACGUCGGCUUUCCGGUUAACCGGAAUCAAGGAAAACGCGAAGUUUCAGAAGAAGGACGAUCCGAAACAGGGGAUUAAGAACAUCGUCGACAUCGCCAAGGAGAAGCACGGUCUCAAGUACGUCUACGUGUGGCACGCGAUCACGGGUUACUGGGGCGGGGUCCGACCCGGGGGAGAAUACGGAUCUUCGAUGAAGUAUCCGAUGGCGACGAAGAGUGUGGUGGAGAACGAUCCGACGUGGAAGACUGACGUUAUGGCGGUUCAAGGGUUGGGUUUGGUUAACCCGAAGAAUGUGUUUAAGUUCUACAACGAGCUUCACAGUUACUUGGCUGAUGCUGGCGUGGACGGCGUGAAGGUGGAUGUUCAGUGUAUAUUGGAGACUUUGGGCGGUGGAUUAGGCGGUCGGGUUGAGUUGACACGUCAGUAUCAUCAAGCUCUUGAUUCCUCUGUUUCCAAGAACUUCCCUGACAAUGGCUGCAUUGCUUGUAUGAGCCAUAAUACUGAUGCUCUCUACUGCUCGAAGCAAACAGCUGUGAUUAGAGCAUCAGAUGAUUUCUACCCGCGAGAUCCGAUGUCUCACACUAUUCAUAUAGCCUCGGUUGCGUACAACAGUGUGUUCUUGGGAGAGUUUAUGCAGCCUGAUUGGGACAUGUUCCAUUCUGUGCACCCUGCUGCAGAGUAUCAUGCCUCUGCUAGAGCCAUCAGUGGUGGACCUAUCUAUGUCAGUGAUGCACCUGGAAAGCAUAACUUUGAGCUUCUGAGGAAGCUUGUGUUGCCUGAUGGAUCGAUCCUUCGUGCUCGUUUGCCUGGUAGACCAACCCGUGAUUGUUUGUUCGCUGAUCCUGCUCGUGAUGGUGUCAGCUUGCUAAAGAUAUGGAACAUGAACAAGUACACUGGAGUUCUUGGUGUGUACAACUGCCAAGGAGCAGCUUGGAGCAGCACAGAGAGAAAAAACAUCUUCCACUCGACGAAAACCGAUUGCAUCACUGGCUCUAUUCGUGGUCGUGAUGUGCAUUUGAUCUCCGAGGCCUCUACUGAUCCCAAAACAUGGGAUGGAGAUUGUGCUGUUUACUCUCAGAGCAGUGGAGAAGUUAGUGUUAUGCCAUACAAUGUCUCUCUACCAAUCUCGUUGAAAAUCCGCGAGCAUGAGAUCUUCACUGUGAGCCCCAUUAGUCAUCUGGCUGCUACUGGUGGUGGUGUCUCGUUUGCUCCAUUCGGUCUUGUGAACAUGUACAAUUCAGGAGGAGCUAUUGAGGGACUUAGGUAUGAAGGGGAGAAGAUGAAAGUGGUGAUGGAAGUUAAAGGAUGUGGUAGAUUCGGAGCUUACUCAUCGGUGAAGCCUAAGAGAUGCGUUGUUGAGUCGAAUGAGAUUGCGUUCGAGUAUAAUUCUUCUUCUGGCUUGGUCACUUUUGUGUUGGAGAAGAUGCCUUCAGAGACCAAACGAUUACAUCUGGUAGAAGUUGAGUUUUAA
Molecule: messenger RNA, 2049 nt
Organism: Microthlaspi erraticum
Lineage: Eukaryota; Viridiplantae; Streptophyta; Magnoliopsida; Brassicales; Brassicaceae
Source: the annotation of a GenBank genome assembly